UGGAAGUCGCAAUUGACUUCGGGAAACAAAUCAUUGAAGAAAUUUCCUGUCUUUUUUUUGUUCUUUUCUGAUCCCUCUACUUCAAUCUUCUUGCUCACGGGAAAGAGAGAGAGAGAGAGAGGGGUGGUGCUGUGUGGACAAACACACAUCUACCUGUUGCAGUAUUGGGUUCCGUUGCGUUCUUGAAUUUGGGUUGUUUUGCAAUUCAAAUUGGUGGUUGCCAAGUGAGACAUUUAGAGCUGCUGACUCUUUUUCUUCAUCUGAUUAGCUGGGUUUUGGGUACUUGAGAUGAACUUGUGUUUACAUUGUAUGUAAUUAAGGGAUUAGAGUGAAGAAGGUCAGAAUGUCGUGGAAGAACAGAGGAACGGAGUCAACUUCGAGGCAUUCUGUUUCAAGAAAACUCACCAUUUUCCUCUGUGUUGGAUGCUUUUUUGCUGGGAUGCUGUUCACCGACAGGGGCCGGUUAGGCGAUGAUGGCUUUCAGCUUUAUUGGAUUGAUGUGGAAUCCAUUUAUAGAGUACGAGAUCACUUUAGAGUGUCAAAUGAGCUGCGUGCUGCGUGUGAUAACUCACCGUUUGCUAGGGGCAAAAACAUGGGAUUAUGGACCGAUUUCAUAAUGUACGGGUUGCCAAAGAUUUCGGGAUCCAAGUACCAAUUAUCAUUGAGAAUGUGGGCAGUGCCAGAAGCAAAAGACAUAUCACAGACGACAGGGGUGGCAAACGAUAAGCUUAAGUUAGAUUCAGAUAAUUGGGAUCGAAAAGUUGAUGCACGAGGUCAGGCCAAGGAUGUAUUAGGGGAAGUUUCAAAGACACAUCAUGCUAUACAGACCCUGGAUAAAACAAUUUCGAACUUGGAGAUGGAAUUAGCUGCAGCAAGAGCAGUACAGGAUUCCUUAGUUGGUGGUUCCCCCGUAUCCCAAAACCUAAAGAUGCCUGAAUUGGCCAAGAAAAGGAAAUACUUGAUGGUAGUGGGCAUUAACACUGCUUUUAGCAGUCGGAAGAGAAGAGACUCGGUGCGUGCUACUUGGAUGUUACAAGGUGAUAAGCGCAAAAAGCUUGAGGAAGAAAAGGGCAUCAUAAUCCGAUUUGUCAUUGGUCACAGUACGACAUCAGGUGGUAUUCUUGAUAGAGCCAUCGAAGCAGAAGAUAAGAAACAUGGAGACUUUUUGAGACUGGAACAUGUCGAGGGUUACCUUGAACUAUCUGCCAAGACAAAGACCUUUUUUAUCACUGCUGUUACACUCUGGGAUGCUGAUUUCUAUGUGAAAGUUGAUGAUGAUGUACACGUAAACAUAGCGACACUGGGAGGGACUCUAGCUAGGCAUCGGUUGAAACCAAGGGUGUAUAUUGGAUGCAUGAAAUCUGGUCCUGUCCUGGCUCAAAAGGGAGUGAGAUAUCAUGAGCCUGAGUAUUGGAAAUUUGGUGAGCAAGGAAACAAGUAUUUCCGGCAUGCUACAGGGCAAAUAUAUGCUAUCUCUAAGGACUUGGCUACUUAUAUAUCAAUAAACCAGCACAUACUGCACAAGUAUGCUAAUGAGGAUGUCUCGCUGGGAUCUUGGUUCAUUGGAUUGGAUGUAGAGCACAUAGAUGACAGAAGACUAUGUUGUGGAACAACUGAUUGUGAGUGGAAGGCUCAGGCGGGCAACAUGUGCGUUGCGUCCUUUGACUGGAGCUGCAGUGGAAUUUGUAAUUCUGCAGAUAGGAUAAAGGAGGUGCACCGACGAUGUGGGGAAGGUGAGGAUUCUCUGUGGGCUGCCGAUUUCUGACCAUGCUCUAAAAUCAGCGGAGCUACACCUACAAAGGUAAAUGUCAAAAUCCUCCACGGAUACCUGCUCUCUAAACACGGCAUUAUCGUAUUUGUCCUAUCUCAGGACAAUGUUUGUUAGUAUAUAAGUUACGAAACUAUGUUCUUAUAUAGUAUAUGUACAAUAUAUACAUAUAUAUAUAUACACACCUGUAUUAUAUAGAGAUGAGAGAGAGAGAGGCUGCAAGAGAAAUCUCCGAGGGGAUAGAUGACUCUAGCAACUUUAGUUCAGAAUUACCAAUUAGGAACAAAUGUAACAAGUGUUGCUGGAUCAUUAAACAGACUUAGUAGAACUGGUAAUAAGUGUUAUAUUAUUCAGCAAGUAUUUCCUGCCUUUUCGCUUUUCAACGUGAAGUAG
Messenger RNA from Sesamum indicum (sesame), 2161 nucleotides. Its product is annotated as putative beta-1,3-galactosyltransferase 4. Gene Ontology annotation, molecular function: galactosyltransferase activity. NCBI's taxonomy places the organism in Eukaryota, Viridiplantae, Streptophyta, Magnoliopsida, Lamiales, Pedaliaceae. Gene Ontology annotation, cellular component: Golgi membrane. The record is from RefSeq and is a predicted model, not a curated record.